AUGGAGGACAAGAACGGACCCGUCGUCGGCAAGUCGGGCAAGAAGAUCUGCUGCUCCUGCCCCGAGACAAAGUCGGUGCGCGACCUCUGCGUCAUCUCCAAGGGUGAAGAACACUGCGCCGACGUUAUUGAAGCCCACAAGCAGUGUCUGCGCGCCGAAGGCUUUCGCAUCAAUCUUGUGCACGCAGUGUAA
Saprolegnia parasitica CBS 223.65 is the source of this 192-nucleotide messenger RNA. RefSeq lists its product as hypothetical. The transcript has 2 exons. Gene Ontology annotation, cellular component: mitochondrial intermembrane space. The record is from RefSeq and is a predicted model, not a curated record. Gene Ontology annotation, molecular function: copper ion binding; copper chaperone activity. NCBI's taxonomy places the organism in Eukaryota, Oomycota, Saprolegniomycetes, Saprolegniales, Saprolegniaceae. Bases 1 to 192 code for a protein of 63 amino acids.